AUGAAAGAGAGAUCAGAGAGAUACACCGUAAUUACAUAACACAUCCCUGCUGUGCUGUGAGGUAGCUGUGACUUUCGAGAGGAGGAAAUCAACUCAGGGCAAAGAAGUUGGAUGAGUGCUUCUCUUAAACUUGAGGAUAUGGUCAAAGAGUUGCGAAUUGAUAUUGACGAAAAUUUGGAGCCUGAGCUUGAUGCUCGUAAGUGUUGUAUUUAUAGGGUUCCUCAGGAUCUUCGUACCGUAAAUGAAGAAGCCUACACUCCUCAAUUAGUUUCAAUAGGUCCUCUUCACCAUGGAAAAAAAAAAUUAGCUAACAUGGAAAAGACAAAAAUAAAAUAUAUGAAAAGUUUUCUUGAACGAAUAACAACAGUGAAGCGAGAUAAAAUAUUAAACUUCAUCAAAGAUAACGAGAAAAAUAUUCGUAAUUGUUAUGCAGAGACAUCUAAACUUGGGAAAGUUGAGUAUGCAAUGAUGAUUCUAUAUGACGCUAUCUUUAUCAUAGAGUUGUUCUACAGGGAUGACAACUUUUUUUGUAAAAGUGAUUUAUUACUAUCUACAGCAAGGGUAAAAGCAUCUUUACGUAGGGACUUUCUAUUACUUGAAAAUCAACUUCCAUACUUCGUCCUCAAGGAAAUAUGUGAGUUAGCUCUCGUUGGCCCUAAAAUGCCUACCUUCACAUACCUUUCACAUUCUUUUUUUAAUACUCCUACUUCGAAUUUGGGCAGAUUAACCCCCCAGGUGGCAGUUAAACAUUUACUCGAUUGGCAAAGAACUAGUAUAGUGGAACGCAACCAAAAAUCUGAGCAGGUCAAAGGAAUGAUUCGUUAUUUACCUUGUGCAAUGAAGUUGCAUGAGUCAGGAUUGAAGUUUAAGCGUUUAAAAGAAGAACACAUCUUAACUAACAUAAGAUUGAAAACACGAAAUCAACGAGUCCCAUGGUUUGAAGUACAUGAGAUGCAAAUACCACAUUUAAAAUUAUUGGGCCACACUGAAAGUUUACUUAGAAACAUUAUGGCCUUAGAGCAGUGUCAUUAUCCAGAUGAUACUCAGGUUUGCAAUUACAUUAGACUAAUGGAUUAUCUUAUCGAUACUGAAAAAGAUGUGGACCUGCUUGUUGAAAAUGGAAUUAUUUCCCAUGAAAUGGGCGAUAAUACUUCGGUAGCAAAUAUGUUUAACAAACUUAGCCAAUUUAUCAGUCCUAGCAAAUCUUCACACUUUGAAAUUUGCAAGAAACUCAGGGAACACUAUAAGAAUCCAUGGAACAAGAAAAAAACAACUCUGAAAAGAGUAUAUUUCAACAAUCUUUGGAGAGGCACAGCGACUCUUGCAGCAGUUAUACUCCUACUACUCACUAUCAUACAAACCACAUGUUCUAUCUUGCAAUUUGUGUGAUUGUAAUUAAUUUUGCAUUGAAGCUUGUUGUCUUUAUAAUGUAAAAUGCUUGCUAUGUAUUUCAUUAUUUCUCAUUCACACAUUGUACCAUGUUUCAAUUGU
Pistacia vera is the source of this 1491-nucleotide messenger RNA. Its product is annotated as UPF0481 protein At3g47200-like. The transcript is spliced from 2 exons. The record is from RefSeq and is a predicted model, not a curated record. NCBI's taxonomy places the organism in Eukaryota, Viridiplantae, Streptophyta, Magnoliopsida, Sapindales, Anacardiaceae. The coding region runs from base 112 to 1389 and encodes 425 amino acids.